AGUUUCUAUGCUUUGCCAGUCCACAGUUUGACCUCAAGCAAUCUCCUUCACAAUGCGCUGCGCGACAUAUUUUUCAAUUUCGCUCUUUACGUUUGUCUCGAUCAUUGCAUACUGCCGAUCUGGAAUCCCAGCAGGCAUCUAUGUGGACAAUGGUUUGGAUCAGACUUCGCUGGAGAGGUUCCUGACGAAGCAGGAGAAGCGCGAUAUGGAGCUGGAAAUUUUAAAUUUGCUGGGUUUACCGAACAGACCGAGCAAGGGAUUAAGCAAAUUCAAGAAGUCUGCCCAAAGUAAAUUCCUCAUGGACGUGUACAAGAGUUUGAUGGAGAAAGAAAACGGCAGAGAGGAACGAGACGCUGAUUUGUAUUUAAGCGGCGAAGAAAAAAAUGCCAUUGAAGAAAGCGAUAUGAUUAUGACUUUCGAUAGUAUCAGCAAUCAUGUGCGUGGUGUGAGACAUGAACGCGGGAAGCGUUUAUGGUUUAAUGUUGCCGAUGUUCCUGUGGGCGAAACCAUUGUCGGAGCGGAAUUACGCAUUUUUCAGAAUGUUAAUUACACAGUUAAACAUCCCAACGCUGUUUACACAGUUACCGCUUACAAGUUAAUUAGUAUUGAAAAUGGGGAAAAAGAGUUAGAAUAUGUUGCCGCCGUGAACACGACGGCCAGUUAUUCCGGAUGGUUGGAACUCAAUUUGACAUCGUGUUUCGCGACGUGGGUGGCGAUCCCAGACGCGAACAAGGGCUUGUACCUGUCCGUACACUCAGUCGAUAAGCCAGGUCACGAAUUGAAACCCGAAGAUCUUGGAAUCGUAACUGUUAAAGGCGAGGAUGAGAGUAAACCAUUUAUGGUCGCUUUUCUGAAAGCAAGCAAUCACGUUAAUGUGAGGAUCCCGAGAGACACAAGAAGAACACGGAAAUCCGAUUACAAUUCGAUGAUAAAAGAUAUCAUUCAUGAUGCUUCCAAUGAAAAUAACAAGAGUUGUAGAAUACAUAACUUGUUUAUAAGCUUUAAAGAUUUAAAGUGGCAUGACUGGAUUAUUGCCCCAGACGGUUACCAAGCGUAUUACUGCGACGGCGAAUGCAAUUUCCCUUUAAACAAUAACAUGAACGCCACAAAUCACGCCAUUGUUCAAACAUUGGUACAUCUGAUUAAUCCAGUGAAAUACCCGAAACCGUGUUGCGCGCCGACCAAGUUAUACCCUAUUUCAGUGUUGUACCAUUUGAAUGAUGCGAACGUAAUGCUUAAGAAGUAUAAAAGAAUGGUUGUAAAAAGUUGCGGUUGCUUGUAAUUUAUAUCCAUUUUAAUUAAUAACCAAUUGUCGUGGAGAUGAACCGUGAUAUUCUAUUUUAUAUGUUGUAUAUGAUAUUGUGUAAAUAUUGUUAUUUUUUUAUAAACGAUCUUG
This is a messenger RNA of Nicrophorus vespilloides, 1396 nucleotides long. It is a transcript of the gene gbb, whose product is annotated as protein 60A. Gene Ontology annotation, molecular function: cytokine activity; growth factor activity. Gene Ontology annotation, cellular component: extracellular region. The record is from RefSeq and is a predicted model, not a curated record. The transcript has 6 exons. Bases 53 to 1282 code for a protein of 409 amino acids. NCBI's taxonomy places the organism in Eukaryota, Metazoa, Arthropoda, Insecta, Coleoptera, Silphidae. Gene Ontology annotation, biological process: SMAD protein signal transduction; BMP signaling pathway.